AUGCUGCCGAUGGCGAAGCCCGCCAUCUCUGGCGCUCUGUGCGCUGUGCGACCCCGUUUCGCCCUUGCUCUCCCGCGUGCUCAACCCUUUGCGGCCCUCUCGACCUCGUCUAUCAAAUCCGCGACAGCGCUCGAGCGUCAACCAUCACCAGGCCAGCAAUUGACCGCUUCAGGCAAGGUUCGGAGGGAGGUUCCUUUGGCCAGUCAGGAGAAGAAGGAGGGUGCUAUGCAAUAUGUCUUGACCACCCUCGAUCAGGUUGCCAACUGGGCUCGUCAGAGUUCCUUGUGGCCCAUGACCUUCGGUCUUGCAUGCUGCGCUGUUGAGAUGAUGCACUUGUCUACCCCCCGUUACGAUCAGGAUCGUCUGGGAAUCAUUUUCCGUGCUUCUCCCCGUCAGUCGGAUGUUAUGAUUGUGGCCGGUACAUUGACGAACAAGAUGGCCCCCGCCCUCCGCCAGGUUUAUGACCAGAUGCCCGACCCCCGGUGGGUUAUCAGCAUGGGCAGUUGCGCCAACGGUGGUGGUUACUACCACUACAGUUACUCCGUUGUUCGAGGCUGUGACCGUGUUGUGCCGGUUGAUGUCUACGUUCCUGGAUGCCCACCCACUUCCGAGGCACUGAUGUAUGGUAUCUUCCAGCUGCAGAAGAAGAUGAGACACACCAGAAUCACACGUAUGUGGUACCGCCGUUAA
Molecule: messenger RNA, 690 nt
Organism: Penicillium paradoxum
Lineage: Eukaryota; Fungi; Ascomycota; Eurotiomycetes; Eurotiales; Aspergillaceae
Product: NuoB/complex I 20 kDa subunit family protein
Exons: 4
Coding region: 1-690 (229 amino acids)
Biological process (GO): mitochondrial respiratory chain complex I assembly; aerobic respiration; electron transport coupled proton transport
Molecular function (GO): NADH dehydrogenase (ubiquinone) activity; quinone binding; 4 iron, 4 sulfur cluster binding
Source: RefSeq, a predicted model, not a curated record